This is a messenger RNA of Durusdinium trenchii, 648 nucleotides long. NCBI's taxonomy places the organism in Eukaryota, Dinophyceae, Suessiales, Symbiodiniaceae. The record is from the annotation of a GenBank genome assembly.
GGCCACGUGGAGGUCCUCGAGCGGCUCUUGGCCGCGAAAGCCACGGUGGACGCAGAGGACCGGCACGGCCACAGACCUCUCCACCUUGCGGCCUUAAUGGGCCGCGUGGAGGUUCUCGAGCGGCUCUUGGCCGCGAAAGCCACGGUGGAGGCAGAGGAUAGGAGCGGCCACAGACCUCUCCACUAUGCGGCCGAAAAUGGCAACGUGGAGGUCCUCGAGCGGCUCUUGGCCGCGAAAGCCACGGUGGAAGCGGAGGAUGGGUUCCGCCGAAGACCUCUCCACUAUGCGGCCAAAAAUGGCCGCGUGGAGGUUCUCGAGCGGCUCUUGGCCGCGAAAGCCACGGUGGAGGCAGAGGAUAGGAGCGGCAAGACCCCAUUUGACCUGGCCAAGGAGAAGGGCAAGGAGAAGGUGAUGGGUGUGCUGCGUCCCGUCCGCGUGCUGCUUUUGAGUGGGGAUGCCGUGCCCUGUGACCCUCAACCUGAUCGCACAGUUAGGGACCUCCGAGAAGAAGUGCAGAAGAAGCUGAAGCUUCAGGACACCGAGAUGCAGCUGAUCGCAAGUGCCGGCGAAAAGUUGCGAGAUGAACAGACGCUCGGCGAAGCCAGGGUGAGCUACAGCGGCUCCCUCACUGCGGAGAUCGUGGCUUGA